Messenger RNA from Solanum verrucosum, 516 nucleotides. Its product is annotated as BAG family molecular chaperone regulator 5, mitochondrial-like. Gene Ontology annotation, biological process: protein folding. Gene Ontology annotation, molecular function: protein-folding chaperone binding. The record is from RefSeq and is a predicted model, not a curated record. NCBI's taxonomy places the organism in Eukaryota, Viridiplantae, Streptophyta, Magnoliopsida, Solanales, Solanaceae. The transcript has a single exon. The coding region runs from base 1 to 516 and encodes 171 amino acids. Gene Ontology annotation, cellular component: plasmodesma.
AUGGAAAAUCUUUUCAAUAGGUCUCAGCAAGCUCGCCCUCGCUAUUCCUCGAGAGGAAAACCAGUACAAUCGGUCCAUCAGAAAUCUGCCGGAAUCAAACCGGCGACGAAGGUUGUUCAGAUUCCGGUCCACUCCGUCAGUUCCGAUCCAGAUCGGUCCUUCCCGACACAGAAAUCUGAUGAGGCGGCGCAGGCGCCUGAUAGAAGAUCCGCUUCAGCGUUAAGGAUCCAGAAGGUAUUUCGUGGCUAUAUGGUGAGGAAAAACGUGAAGAGAAUUAUGUCAAUACGAAAAGAGGUGGAUGAAAUUGAGCGGAAGCUUUUAUGCGGCGAAACGGCGGAGUUGAUUCGGAGAGACGAAAGGGAAAGGUUGCGGGUGAAUGAAACGCUGAUGUCUCUGCUUUUCAAGUUGGACUCCAUUAGUGGAGUCGAUGCUGGUGUUAGGGAGUGCAGAAAGGGUGUGAUUAAGAAGGCAAUAUCCUUGCAAGAAAAAGUUGACUCCAUUGUUUCCUGCAGCUAA